This is a messenger RNA of Lactuca saligna, 543 nucleotides long. The record is from the annotation of a GenBank genome assembly. NCBI's taxonomy places the organism in Eukaryota, Viridiplantae, Streptophyta, Magnoliopsida, Asterales, Asteraceae.
AUGUUGAAUCAAAUAGAAGGUGUUUCAGAAAAUGGUGAUCUUCUGAAACAAGGGGGAUACAAAGAAGAUAAAGGAGAACCCCAAGCAAAUCAAACCACUGGUGAACAAGAACAAGAACAAAAACUGAAUACAAAUGAUCAGGAGGUCACUCCUAGGGCUUCCCUAUUUCGGUGUUUUGAGAAGAUAGAAAGGGUUGUGAUCUCUGACAAAGCAGUAAAAUCAGAAACUCUUCAAUUUCUACUUGAAGUAUGCCAAGCCUCAAUACCAGUCUUGGAGCCUAACGAGGAUUGUAGGGUUGAAGAAUUGCCAUUUAUGAAUCCAUACGACUGGAUCUUAAUGUUCAACAUUGUCAUGAAGGAUGAGAAGAAAUACGAACCCAUCGUUGCCCAUCUGAAAAAGAUGAUAAUCUGCUACAUAAGGGAAUUUGCAAAGAUGGAUUUGGAAAUACCAUUGUUGUUGGAGAAAAAGCCUGAUUUGGAACCCGAAGAGCAGCCUCAGGAUGUUAAUAGGAUGAAGUUGGGAGUUAUUCAGAAAGAGCACUAG